This is a messenger RNA of Rhinichthys klamathensis goyatoka, 858 nucleotides long. Its product is annotated as ATP-dependent DNA/RNA helicase DHX36-like. The transcript is spliced from 6 exons. The record is from RefSeq and is a predicted model, not a curated record. The coding region runs from base 111 to 740 and encodes 209 amino acids. Lineage: Eukaryota; Metazoa; Chordata; Actinopteri; Cypriniformes; Leuciscidae.
GGUGUUUUUGUAUGGUGUUAUUUUAGGGCUGGGAGGAUGCUAAGAGACAGGGUGGCAGGUUUGAGAGGGAAUACUGCUGGGAAAACUUCCUGUCUGCAAACACGCUACAGAUGCUUCAGAAUAUGAAGGGUCAGUUUGCGGAGCAUCUUUUGGCAGCUGGCUUUGUGAAUAGUAAGGACCCUAAAGAUUGCAGCUCUAACAUCAACUCAGAGAAUGAGAAGCUGAUUAAGGCAGUGAUAGUAGCAGGACUGUACCCAAAAGUGGCCAAGAUUCGCCCCAGCCAUAGUAAGAAGAGACCGAUGCCGGUGUACACUAAGGCUGAUGGGAAAGUUUGUAUCCACCCUAAAUCUGUCAAUGCGGAGGAAACUCAGUUCCACUACACAUGGCUCAUCUAUCACCUGAAGAUGAAGACCACCAGUAUCUUCCUCUACGACUGCACCGAGGUGUCUCCGUUUUCAUUGCUGUUCUUCGGAGGGGAUAUUUCCAUCCAGAGGGACCAGGACCAAGAGACCAUCGCCGUGGAUGAGUGGAUUGUAUUUCAGUCCCCGGCACGCAUUGCUCACCUAGUCAAGGAGCUGAGGAAGGAGCUGGACGUGUUACUGGAGGAGAAAAUAAAAAGUCCACGUCCUGUGGACUGGAAUGACCGGCAGUCUAAAGAUUGUGCCGUCAUCUCUGCCAUAAUCGACCUCAUCACCACACAGGAAACCCCUGCUGAAGACCCCAGGAGAGGCAGCCAGUGAGCACAACCACCAACAGCUUAUUUAUUUCAAUGACAUUUAGCUGCCACAGAGAAGACUGAUCUGCUCUCACCCACUCUGAUCUUUUUUUUAUCAAUACUUGCAAGUGUUGAAGUAAAUA